Colletotrichum navitas is the source of this 1392-nucleotide messenger RNA. Its product is annotated as kinase-like domain-containing protein. Gene Ontology annotation, molecular function: ATP binding; protein kinase activity. Gene Ontology annotation, biological process: protein phosphorylation. The transcript has 2 exons. The record is from RefSeq and is a predicted model, not a curated record. The annotation marks the transcript as partial. Lineage: Eukaryota; Fungi; Ascomycota; Sordariomycetes; Glomerellales; Glomerellaceae.
CCACCGAGCGUCCCUUCUACCGCCAUGUCCACGCCUGGUUCUGUUCCCAUGUUGAACUCCCCAGUACCCCUGCUCCGCCCCGCCAUUCCUGGUGGCAGAUCCGGCGGCGCCGCCCGAACACCCAGACUUGGUCUCGCGAUUCCUCCUUCACCAAAUGCGAAGCCGGUCGGCGGGAUGGCGCCCCAGCCUAUAAACUCGCGACCUCCCCUCCCAACCCUGCACCUGGCCACUCCGAUGGGCAGCCAAACAACGCCCUACGAGCAACCCCCAAGACAUAUAGGCGUGGGACAGUCGGCAAGCGGUGGCAGCGAAAGCAGCGCGGCUCAUUCGAGAUCGGGAAGCUUUGGUCCUCUGGACGGGCGAGCUAGCAACCCCACAUCAGCUGGCUCUCAAUACUCGGCGUUGUCGUUUGCUUCCCAAUAUGGCUUCCCAGCGAGGCCCCAGGGAACCCCAGACCCAUCGUCCGCUGUCGGGUCUAUUUACUCUGAGCGUAGCGAAGGCGGAGUUGGCAUGGAGCGAGACAACAGCAUGCAAGGGCUUGAGGCUUUCGAUAAGCUGUCAUUGGAGCGGGGCAGAACCCUGGAUGUGGAGGAGCUUGACUCUGACGGGUGGAGGGUUGCGAGCAUGGAAAACCGGAUCGAAGAGCUCGGCAGCCUCGGCGAAGGUGCCGGUGGAGCCGUCACCAAGGCCAAGUUGAAGGGUGGAAAGACCACCUUCGCCCUCAAGGUCAUCACCACAAACCCCGAUCCCGACGUCAAGAAGCAGAUUGUGCGUGAACUAGGAUUCAACAAGGAGUGUGCCUCAGAACACAUCUGCCGUUACUAUGGCGCCUUUGAGGACUCGACGACGGGCACUAUCUCCAUCGCGAUGGAAUUUUGCGAGGGGGGUUCCCUGGACAGCAUCUACAAAGAGGUCAAGAAGCUUGGCGGCCGUACGGGCGAGAAGGUCCUCGGCAAGAUCUCGGAGGGCGUUCUUCGCGGAUUGACGUACCUGCACGGCAUGCGCAUCAUUCAUCGAGAUAUCAAGCCGUCCAACAUUCUGCUUUGCAGGAAUGGAGACGUGAAGCUUUGUGACUUUGGUGUUUCCGGAGACUUUGGCACCAAGGGAGAAGCAAACACCUUUAUCGGCACCAGCUACUACAUGGCCCCUGAGCGCAUUACCGGUCAAUCCUACACCAUCACUUCCGACGUCUGGUCUACGGGCGUCACUCUGCUGGAGGUAGCGCAACAUCGCUUUCCCUUCCCUGCCGAUGGCACCGAAAUGCAACCACGGGCCGGGCUGAUCGAUCUCCUCACCUACAUUGUGCGGCAACCGAUACCGAAGCUCAAGGAUGAGCCUGAUGCCAACAUCUUCUGGAGUGAUAACUUUAAAUAUUUUAUCGAGUGCUGGUAA